Molecule: messenger RNA, 10713 nt
Organism: Pomacea canaliculata
Lineage: Eukaryota; Metazoa; Mollusca; Gastropoda; Architaenioglossa; Ampullariidae
Product: regulating synaptic membrane exocytosis protein 1-like
Exons: 24
Coding region: 453-5447 (1664 amino acids)
Biological process (GO): positive regulation of synaptic transmission; calcium ion-regulated exocytosis of neurotransmitter; regulation of membrane potential
Cellular component (GO): presynaptic membrane; cytoskeleton of presynaptic active zone
Molecular function (GO): transmembrane transporter binding; small GTPase binding
Source: RefSeq, a predicted model, not a curated record
ACUUUUUUCCUUCGAUUGCAUUAUGCACAGAGCAUUAACGAUGUGCGGUCUUCAUUUCCUAUCAAAAUCGGAUGCGAGUUGAAGAAUGGCGGCGACAAGCGACGUCACGUGUAGGUGAGAAGAUUACAACUUGGAGAGUAGCAUCUCGGUGACAAUAGGAGUUCGAUGGUGAAAGCCUAUGCCACUAGAGUCUUGAAGCUGUUGAGCUAAUAGCCAUGUACUGUGGACCAGGACCAUUUCUCCCUGCCCCAGCCCUGCCUUUGCUUCUACUACCGCUUCUCUCACUGCCUCUAUCUCGCUUCGUCGACGACCGCACAAUUACUGUCUGCCUUUCAGCCGCCGUGCUGUAUCUAGACUGGGAGUAGCUACAAGCAGCAGCCGCCGCCGCCAACACCACCACCAACCUCAACAACAACACGGUCGGGCUUUGGUGGCUGGUGGUGCUGGGCAAGAUGUCGGCGUCGCGGCGACCCUCUUUGCCGCCUAUGCCCGAUCUGAGCCACCUGACUGAGGAAGAACGCAAAGUGAUAGAAGAUGUUCUUCGACGUCAACGAGAAGAAGAAGAGCGUGAACAGGAGGUCAUCAGGCAAAUGCAAGAUGAAUUCCUGACUUACCAACAAACAGUGUUGAAACUAAGCGAGGAAACGCGCAAAAUAGGCCAACAGUAUGACGAAGGAGCUGUUUGUGACAUAUGUCACAAAACGAAAUUUGCUGACGGAGUUGGUCAUAGCUGCUAUUACUGCCACAAGAAGUCGUGCGCCCGUUGCGGAGGUCGCACACAGCUUAAGGCUACAAAAGCCAAUGAAAAGUCCACAGAGGUGGUGUGGGCAUGUAACCUGUGUAGAAAAAAACAGGAACUGCUGGCCAAAACUGGUGCAUGGUACCACGGAGGCAUGGCGCGUCCAGUGGCUCUUGACGUUGGUAAUGCUCCUGAAGGAAUGGGUGUAAGCUUGAGACCUUCCAGUCGCGUUAUAGAUACUAGCCCACCAAACGAAAAAAAAGCAAAGAUGGGCUUCUCGGGAGAUACUGGGUCUGGCAGCGAAAAAGAAAACAUUGAUCGCCAGAAAUCCUUUGGUCGAACAUCCAGCUUGCAAGGACGGGAACUUAAACGACAGUACUCAAUGUCAGAUGCGCCGACGUCUCGAUCUGGACUUGAAGGAACAUCUCAGGCUACAGGUACAGGUAUGAUAGACGGUCCGGUCGUGGCAGAUGGAGAUUUCAAACAGGGGCAGGAGAGAGGCAGGGUCAAAGAACGGACUUCUGCGAAGCAUCGCUUUCACAGUGAGAGUAGAAUUAGUGAAACUGACAAGAGAUACGCGGGACUCCCGCAACCAGAUUCAGCUCAUCAAGAUUCCGGUCGGCAUCGAGGAGAACGGGAACAGAGUGAAAGAUUUGAUCGCGGAGACAGGGAGCGAAGCGAUCGAGAGCGGGACCGCGGAGAAAGGGAGCGUCUUCCUGCUGGAAGGUCUCGUGACAUCAAUAAUGACAGGGGACCUGGUUCGAGGUCAGGCGCUGUGGAGACUAAGCCCGAAGGAAAAGACUCAAGAGAAAGGCAUAGAGAACCUCGAGAUUCCACUCAUGCAGAUGAACGUGAUCACGAAGGCCGCUGGUCUAGAGACCGUCGCCUCAAGGAGUCCAACUCAGAGCGUUAUCGGCCUAUAGCAGCGAAUGGUAGGCGCGACUACAUUGACAAAGACUACCGAGGGGACUAUACAGAUAAGGAAUAUCGAAGUGAAAAGGACUAUCGCAGUUCUCGUGAGCACCUGACAGAAUCUAGGGACGCGCCGCUGGACGGCGUUAGACCCGAAAGGCGCGGCAGCAGCCGCCAGGCACGGAAUGUAGAUCGCACUGCGGGCAGUGGCGGAACCGGUGGGACAGCGCUUGCUGGUGUGGGAGCGGGUGGGAUGCACGUCAGCGGGAGUUCUAAAGAACGACGGUCCCCCAACGCGGGCGAAGUUAAUGACCGCUACAAAGAGACGGAAAGUGUUGGAGGACUUGAAGGGGAUCGCCAUGCUCAUCGUAUUCUUAUUGAGCAUGCCAGUGACACUCAGGCGGCAGCUGAGGAUAUACUCGAGGCACAGCGCAUGCACGACAGGCGCCACUUGGAUCCUAAUUCCGCUCGUACAGCUGGUGGAAGUGCUUCAACCCGCAACAAUCGCAAAAAACUGGAAAGUAUGUUACGAAAUGAUUCUUUGUCUUCUGAUCCCUCCGACUGUGUUCGACCUCCACCACCUAAGCCUCACCGGCAUAAGCGAAGCAAAAAGCAGAGGCAGCAAUCCCUCAGUAGUUCGGACGAUGAAAUAAGGUCAACCCCAGAGUGCUCAAGCUGUGAGGAGCAAGACGUGGAAAGCGAGAGCGUCAGUGAAAAGGGAAAGAAUAUAGGGCAAGAGAAUAGAGAGUUCUUGGAAGGGCCUGGCCCGUCUCACGUGUGUGACAAGCUCUUGCUCUAUGACACUGGCCGUGGAACCAGUGUGGAGACAGAGAGCGGAGGAUCCUCCGAGCCGCAGGUUAAAGACUCUGGCAUAGACACCGGCCUGUCUAGUAGUAGCCAAACCCUCUACGAAGAGAUUGCAAAACAAAAGCAUCCGGUGACCUGGCAGCCUUCUGCAGACGGCAAUAAAUGGAUAGGCCACAUGAUCUUAAAAAAGACAGUUCUAGAAGGAGGGGGACAAAAGACAGAUUCGUCAGCUAUUUUAGGUUUGAAGGUGAUUGGAGGAACAAUUGGAGAAACAGGAAAGCUUGGAGCUUUUAUCACAAAGGUGAAAAAGGGAAGCAUCGCCGACACUGUGGGGCAUCUGAGACCUGGUGACGAAGUUGUUGAGUGGAAUGGAAGAUCAUUGCAAGGAGCUACGUUUGAAGAAGUCUACGAUAUUAUUCUGGAGUCCAAACAGGAGCCUCAAGUGGAGCUCAUCGUGCAUCGCAGUGUAAAGCACGGAGAGAUGCCUCCGGGAGUUCAGUCUGCCUUUACGGAUCAUGCGAGAGAUUACGGACUGCGGGAUGCGAUUCCUGACCAUCGUAACCAAGCCAGUUUAAGCAUAGCAUCGACAGAUACGCCAAGUACUAAGCACUCACGCGCUCGUCCUCACACGCCUCAAGUGUCGGGGAAAAUACAGAUAAAACUAUGGUAUGACGUACAGAGCUAUCAGCUCAUCGUCACCAUCAUCAACGCUAUCGAGCUGCCUCUCACGGACAGUGGCAAGUUCCGUAAUCCCUACUGCAAACUGUACCUUCUGCCAGAUCGCAGCGAAAAAAGCAAACGACGAACUAAAACCAUCAGCAGCAUGACAGACCCGACAUGGAACCAGACGUUUAUCUAUUGUCCAGUAAAGGAAACUGAUUUGCGUGAGCGUCUUUUGGAGAUUACCGUAUGGGACUAUGAUCGAAUAGGGGCGUCAGAGUUCUUGGGCGAGGUCCUGAUCGAUUUGACCUCGGCUAAUUUGAAUGAUGAACCUUACUGGUACCAGCUAGGCCACCAUGAUGAUGCAAGUAUUCCCCUACCUGCUUCGUCUCCUCGCACGAAAAUUAGCCAGGACCCUUACGAUGUGCGGAAAAACUACCUUUCCCCACCUGUUUCUGCGCGCGGCCUCAGCGACAGUGACAUGUCAGAGCUCGAUUUCGAUGACGGGAUUGGAGUUGUUUCAGGUGAAGCAAGUCCAUGUAGCACACCACUAGGCAGUGAAGACUUGUCUGAUACGAGUGAGCGAAGGAGGUCGCGUCGUGAUCGUGAGGGGUCACCAAGGCGACGCAGUGCCACAGUGGUUGGCCGCGACGAUCUAAGUGCCAGACGACGCCAUGUAUCUUCUGCUGACAAACUAGAAGUUCCUGAACAUGCGGUGCAGAGAUCACGAUCGCCUACAAGAGAUUCUCGCGAGCCCCAAGGCGGGAGUAUCAGAUCGAGGUCCCGCUCACCUGCUCACCACCGUGUGUCUGACGUGGCAUCGAGAUCUUUAUCACCUCCAGACCUAAGAACUCGAGAGAUCGGACCUCACAGGAGUCUUCCAGCGUCAUCACGGUCAUCAGGGGGUACUCCUGCUAGCACCCCUUCUCCUAAGAAAAGGCAGCUGCCAGCUAUCCCUCUAGAAGCACAGAAAGCCAGCAGAGACAGAGUAACACAAGAUUUAGAAGAGAGAGCUCGUCUUAUGAAGCUUAGGAUAAAACUUCAGCAAGACAGUGGUCUUGGACCUAUUCCUCACUCUCACAGACACGAAUACGAAAGCUAUGGCAGCCGUGGAAUCCGCUCUGGCGAUUAUCUUGACCACCACGAUCGGCCUAUGUCUCACGAGCGCGACCGCAUGGAACGUUCCCGUGAUCGAGGCUACGACCGAGGCCGAGACUUGGAGCGGGGCCACCGAGCCCGAAGAAAUAAAGAAUUUAGUCCAGACAUGUCCGACGAUGUUGGAAGCGACAACUCUGAAACCAGCGACAUGUCAGAAGUCUCCAGAGUUAGCACUAUCAGCGUACGAUCUACACAAUCAGAGAGACCACGUCGGAACCUGAGGGAUUUCACCUCAAAAAUGGAAAGUAGAACCACGAUCCCAAGAAAGCAAGUUGUCCGUAGCUCUUCCAGUGAAAGCCAGAGUCUAGAGAAGACAGAUGGAAGUGUAUCAGAUUCCGCCGUGUCUUCUAGCGUCACCGAGGGCCGAAAGAGAAGACCUAGCUUAGGUCACAAAGUUGCUUCCCUUGUUGGUCUUUCCCGACGCAGCAGCAGUGCAACUCAACUGGCUGGCAGAGGAGGAAAAAAACGCAGCUCUUUCCAACGAAGUGAGGAGAUAGGUGCUGUUGAUCUUCGCGGUGGUAUGUCUAAACAGGCUUCCAAAGAUUCCACAGAUGGCAGCAUAGGCAGUAUAAGCAGCGAUUCAUCUAGCGUGAUGUGGCUACCAUCAGGCAUGCGACUAGGAGCAGAUGGCCAAUACGGAGAGUUUGUGGAAGGUUUGGGACCUUCUCAACUAGUGGGACGACAAGUGUUAGGAGCGCCUUGUCUUGGAGAGAUACAGCUCGGCUUGUAUGAUCGCAAAGGUCACCUGGAGGUUGAGGUCAUUCGGGCUAGGGGUCUCAACUCCAAACCUGGGGCUCGCGUUCUGCCAGCUCCUUAUGUCAAAGUAUAUUUGCUGGAAGGCAAACAAUGUUUGGAAAAGCAGAAAACAACAACUGCACGUCGCACGCUGGACCCACUCUAUCAGCAGCAGCUAGUGUUCAGCGAAUCAUAUCGAGGUCGUAUUCUGCAAGUUACUGUGUGGGGUGACUAUGGCCGCAUGGAUAAGAAGGUCUUCAUGGGCGUGGCUCAAAUCUUACUCGACGACCUAGACCUUAGCAACAUUGUGAUUGGUUGGUACAAGCUCUUUCCAACGUCGUCACUGUUUGCCCAUCAUUCAUCUACAACAGGCCUGGCUCAGAUUGGACUACAAGACUCGAACACUAAUCUCGAAAGUAUUACCAUGCGUUCUUAGUGACACGCCCCCAACUCCUGGCCAAUCACAUCUUUAUUUUCUCCUUAAUACACAUGGACUUUCUACUAUACCUUCUCUGUUUAUUCUGUCCACAACAGGCUGUUUGCUGUUUCUUUAUCGAUUUAUGUUUACUUUCUUUGUGAUUAUAAAGAUUUACUAGGAUAUGAUAGAGAGAAAGGAGCAAGAGUAGGUUUUAUAUUUUAAAGCCGAAACUUGUCCUUUUUAUUUGUGUGAGUUGUGAACAUGAUGACAUUUGAAUAUUUGAGCUAGCAUGCAUUCAAAAUGCGAAAAUAGGUGCAAGUUUAUCACAUGUUUAAUUCAAGUGGGAUUAAAAAUUGUUUUAAAUGUUACGCACGCGUAUCACCCUCAGAAAAGACAAAAACGCGCAUGCGCACAAACACUUCCAUCUCUUUCUCUUCACCUUCUAGUGUUGUGAGUCAGAUUGAAAAGAGAUGAGAAACAUAUGCGGUGUUAAAAGAAUGACUGAACUAUAAUUACCUUUUUUUGCCUCUCAAGGGAUAGGAGAAAAUGUUUUGUUUUCUUGGCAAAGAGUACACAAUACUUUGUCGACUAUCUGUUACCGAUUUGAAAACUCUUGUAAUAUAUACAUGCACUACUUCUCUCCGCCUCAAAACUCACUCUUCCUCCGCCUGUGUAUGUGUGUGCGUGUGUCCAUACGUGUGUGUAUAUAUACACACAUAUCUCUUGCACACAAAUGUAUAGUGACGUUACACACAUGUAGUCCAGUUGAGGUGUUAUGGACGCAGAAGUUCUUAUCCAUCACUAGUGCCUGCAAGCGUGCUUUAAGAAAAGACCUUUUUAAGACAAAAAUAAAUAAUUUUUACGUUAAGUAUAGACCAAAAUCUUUCCAGUGAAAAGAAACACAACCACGAUUUAUUACAAGAGCAUCUGCGACAGACGGAGAUAACAUCUUUAAUCUCAGAAUUGUUAAAACUUUCUAUAAUAUUUUUUCUGAAUUUUUCUGUAUUUUCACUGGUAUUCCAAAUGUUUCUGGUUUGUUUUGCUUUGAUUGAUGUAACAUGAUGUGCAACCCUUACGAGAUAGCAAACGAAGUGGCCGAAAGAGAAUGUGAAGUAGAAAGUUGAAUGUCAUUUUAUUUCCGAUGUACUGUCUCACGUGUAAGAUGUUGAUUUCUGAAAAUAUACUAUAAUACUGAGAAUGGUUUUAAUUUCUGUCCCUUUCUAGGGAUAGAACAUAGAAAUGACGUGUGUAACUUUUAACAUUACAUAUAUCACUGGUACAUUCAUGCAACUAGUGUAUAUCUGUUUUUUAAAACUUUAUAUGUACAUUUGUGUGUGUGUGCGUGUGUGUGCACGCUUGUGUAUGUGUGUGUGUAGCAAAAGUAGCAAGACUAGAACUAGUUUCUCUGAAAGAAAGACUGCCUUUACGGUGAUGAAAUGUGUGAAGUGCAUUAAGCAUUAUAAUAUGUUUUCCUCAGUCUUUAUUUUAUCAUAAAAUAUUUAAAUAAUAUUAAAUAAAACUGGGAUAUUACAGUGGAUAGGUGGAUAAUACUUAAGGAGCUGCUUAAAAAAUUAGUCUGUAAAGUAUUCGUUAUAUAAAUUAUUAUAUAGCAAGCAACAACAUUUUGAUCGAUAAAUGUUGGCAGUAUGGAUAUAGGCGACUUUGCUAAUGAUGUAACUAAUCAUCAAUUAGCAAACAGUGGCAUGAAAAAAAGGAAUUGUCAAGGUUAAAUCUCAGCCUGAUGUAUUUUAUUUGCCUCAUAUGCAGUCACUUUAAGAAUGUGCAAAGUAAAGCUGUCGUGCUUAAUACAAGACUUUCUUAGUAUAAAAAAAACCAUUCCCUAUCAACAUGAACGUUUGAAGCGGAGUUCCGCUGAUAUUUCACUAGUUUUCUGCUUGUAAGGUCGAGAGUUGAUAAUGCUGCUGUACAUCUGUUUCUGGUUCGGAGAGUAUUCGUUGUUUUACAUGAUUUACUAUUCGAAUUUUUUAAGGUGCUGAUGUGCAUCUCAUUCUUCUGAACUGAAUAUAGAUGAUAACAACAAGAAUUGUUCUCACUGAAUUGUUCUCGCAUGAAAGGCUAGCCAUUCUGUAAAAUGCAUGCGGUUUGCAUCGACACAGAGGGGAAUCUAGGAAUGAUAAAGGCGUGAAACGUUAGUGACUGGUAAGUUUUAGUCUAAAGUAUUUCAAUCCGAACAAAGUUUAAUCUGCCUUCUACGGUGUUUAUUUUACAACAUACCUAAAUCUGCUUCAAAUGCGCUUACAUCUGAACAUGGGCGACACUGUUCUAUAAAUUCUAAAGUAUGCAAUAUGUUUAUGAGUGUUUAUAAUAGAAUAUUUUGUACGAUUCAUGUAAAGUGUGCUGAGAGCUCAUCUCGACAGUGCGAUAUUCCUGGUUUCAUAGUCAUGCGUGUGUGUGUGUGUGUGAGGGGCGUGUAUGUUAUAUUUCUAAACAUGCAGUUAAAAUUCUAAGGAUAUUGUGAAAAUAUUAAAACAAAAGUGACAAACUUUUUUAUCGACCACCUUCCUACUUCUGUGGAUGGCCUUCACGAUUUCUUCUAAUAGUUUAUUUUUACAGUUUGCAAUGUUUUGGGACUUUACUUUUUCAUUUUAAAAGAUGCCAGAAUUUUUUCUUUUUAUCGCUGUCAUCUGAUUGAUACUGUAAAUGAUUUCAGUGAAAAUGCUUUCAUAUAUACACACUUCUAAAAUGGAAAUACUCUUCAUUCUUUUUGCAGUCUCGGCUGAUAAGACAAUUUUGUAAAUUGUUCUGAAGUCUUUGAUUUUACAAAGCAACCGAAUUCGUGUGCUAUUGUGUUUUUACAGUGAAGACUUUAAUAAUAGAUUUUGCAUGGUAAACUGUAUAUGAUAAAUACACUAAAGUUGCCAAUACUAGAACGUAGAGCAACUUUGCAUGACACAUUAAAAUGCACUUGAGCCUUCAAUCUUCUAAGCCAUUUAAUGGUUUGACCGUAGGUUAAUACUAGGUCUAGCUUUUACAUCUUACAAACUUUAUUUUCGCUCAGUAUUUUUAUUUCUUUAACCUCUUUAUAUGCAUUACUUCUGCUCGGCUUUUGCCGUCUUGAAUUUUUGUGGUUUUGUGUGUAAUACUGGAUCUUCUAAUACUCUAUUGAUGCAAAUAGUAUUUUAGAUUAAAUGCUAAUAUAAUUUAAGCUUUGCUUGGAAGUGUCCAUUAGGCGUAAAAAUCUGAGCUGCACAUGCAAUGUGCAUCGCUAAUUUGUUUUCGUGAGAGGUGUUAUUGUAUAGUCUGGGAGUCUUUUUUAACUCUUUUAGAGUAACGUAACCUUCUCCUGCCGUGAUAUAGCCUUAGCCGCGGGCACGGCGUAAGCAAGCAAGCAAGCAAGCAACCAACCAUGAGAGGUCAUGCCGUAACCUCACCCUGCUUGUGGUGGUUGAGAAAAUGACUUCUCAAUGAUGACUUACAAACUUUCGCAUUUCGUAAACAGAAAGUUGGAUUUUUUAAUGUUCUCUCAUUUCCGGAUACAUUUUACUUUUAUUGUUUUCCUGUAUGACUUUUAUUCAACAUUUAGAAAAAGCAAGAAAAAUUAAUCAUUGAAUGUAUUGAAUAAAUGCAGUUCGUGAUAGGACGAACUCUCAGAAAUCCCAUUGAAAUGACUCAAAAAUAAGGUAAGAUAAGAGGCAGGAUACUUCCAACUUUUUUGGCUUGCAGUAUUCAAAUGCUUUUGCUCACAGUACCUUUUACAAUUCUUUUCUGCUGGUGAGUGACCCAGUCAUGCACCAUUUGUAGUGGAAGAGAUUGCGAAAGAAGAUGUAAGAGGAAAGAAACAUUCAUUACUUCUAGCUAUGUAUAGUGUGUACUGAGGGAAAAAAAUCAACUGUGAGCAGUUUCUUUGUAUCUCAGAAAGUUCCGACAAAACUAUAAACGAAGAAUGAGAGAAUAAGAAGAAAGUAUCAAGCUGGCUUCUAAAUAACAGAAGAACAACCGCCAGAACCAAAAAUAUACUUUACUUUAUAAAUCAAUAAGACUUUCGACUCACGAGAAAGUAUGUAAAUGAAUCGAGAAAUCUUUAAAAUCCAAGUGAUCUCAUAUUGUAGAAUUUCGGCAAUAAAGUAAAUACUACCGCUUUUCUCGGUUUCCACAAAUUUGUCGAAUUUAAAGCAAGACAUUCUUUGGUUAUAGACGCAAGAUUACGUUUGCUCUCAAAGACAUUAGUUUUGACACAGACCACACAGGUCAUUGGUUAAAAAACUGUCAGUUACAUAUACCACGUACUCAGUACAUUUACAGUACCUACGUGAAAACGUAUAAACAGGUGCAUUUGUAUGCACUUCACCAUCUUGCUUUCAGCGACUGAAAUAUGAUAUAAUGGAAUUUCAAUUUUCCUUUUAAAUUAAUUUGUUUUCAUUUAACUUUAUAUAAGUAAUAUUUUAAAUUAUUUUGAUAGAAGCCUUGUAAGGAUCUUUUGGUCAUUGGAAAUGUUUCACUUAACAGAUUACUCGGUCUAUGGAACAACACAUUCCACAAAAUAUUUUGUGGAUUCUAUUUUACUCAAUUCAAAAUGCAUAAAUGAUCUUUAUUUUAAGAUAUUUAAAGCAUAUUCUAAACAAAACCUGCCAACCUAUAAUGAGAAGAUGUUGUCCAAAGAAAUGUCCAUGACGGUAUUCUGUGGGUAGGGGUGUGGGUGUGGGUGUGGGUGUGGGUAAAAAUAACGCACGAAAACAUUUACAGGCUUCUCGUAGACAUAGACCAUCAGAGACCUGCAUGUGUUGCACCUAUUUCCCCAGGUAGGUUGUCACUUUGUUUCUCAGCAAACAUUUGUAAGGAAAAAGGAUAACAGGAUUGUGCUGACAAAAAUUCAGAUUCGGCAAUAGAUAUAGCAGAAGUUAUUUUCAAGUCACUUUUUAAAAUCUCUUGUAUUUAGGUGCUGCCUUCAUUCCACCAUGUGUCUUAGAGGCAUGGACGUUUGUACAUAUUGCUGAAAUGAAUGUAGCUACUAGAAACCCUAUAAUAUUUUUAGUAUUUGUCAAUUAUGUCUCUUCUUUUUUAACUCUUGCUCUUCUGCACAUUGUUACUAUCUGCUUUCGCUUCAGAUUUACACAUUCUGUACACUUUGUGUUAUUAAUAAUAUUCCAGAUGAGUACAGGUUGCUGUUAACUACAGUUAUUGUUCUUGUUACGCCAACCUGCGCAGGAGAAGAGGGGGCUAAUAAUCAUACCCCAUACUGUUCCCCAAAUUUCUUUUCCCUUCUCCACUUCUGCAUGUGCAGUUUGUAUUUUAUCCUGGAAAUAAACAUUUUUUAUGCAGAGCA